Messenger RNA from Ostrinia nubilalis (European corn borer), 5296 nucleotides. It is a transcript of the gene smog, whose product is annotated as G-protein coupled receptor 179. Gene Ontology annotation, biological process: G protein-coupled receptor signaling pathway. Gene Ontology annotation, cellular component: membrane. Gene Ontology annotation, molecular function: G protein-coupled receptor activity. The record is from RefSeq and is a predicted model, not a curated record. The coding region runs from base 534 to 2462 and encodes 642 amino acids. NCBI's taxonomy places the organism in Eukaryota, Metazoa, Arthropoda, Insecta, Lepidoptera, Crambidae. The transcript is spliced from 11 exons.
GCGGCGCGGCCGGACCCCGCCAGAGCGCUCAGUGGCGCGCCGGUAUGCCCGGUCGAUUCCCGGGCGCGCGCAAACUUUCGUUCUUACCCGAAACAAUCGAAAAUCCUAAAAUUCAACCCGAACCGACGUUGUCUACCGUGAAUCCGGCCCCGCUAAAAUAAAAUCGGUGAAUUAAUAUCGAUCGACGAUUUAAAAACGACGGAAGUGUAUUAGAUGUUAGACCGGAGAGACGUUUAUGGUGGAAGCAUGGGACAUAUCUGGACAUCUGUCGUGUGAUAACAAAAGCACUUUACAGGGUCGCGGGAUGGGUUUUAAUUGCCUUUUAAUUUAGAUUUCGAUCAUGGACAACUGACUUUUUGACAUAUAAACGCUGUUGUGCCGCAUGAUUCUGUUAUGAAAACAUUUUGGUAACGAUAUUGCCGUUGGUUACAGAAUUGUAAAAACAAUGUGUUAGAGCCGAUUUCACCGGAAAGCGAUAGAUCAUGAAUAAAACAUCCAUCACACCGAAGAGCACGUGGCUGGGCAGGUGAGCGAUGCGGGCGCGGUGGGCGGCGUGGCUCGCGUGGUGCGCGUGCGCCGCGGCCGCGCCCGCCGACCUGCGCCUGCCCUCCGCCGCGCCCGCCGCGCAGGUCGCCGCACUCCCCGCCUGCAACCUGCUGUACUUGAAGAACCAACCGCCUUUGCCGUCGAACGUGCGGGAGUAUGAAGCGGCCACCGCGCACACGGCGCGCGCCCUGGCCGAGCUGGUGGAGCUGGGCGCGGCGGACGAGACCCGUGCAGCAGCGCUGGCGCGCGCCGCCGCCCGCGCCCCCCUCUCGCCACCCCCCGCAGCCGUCGCCCUGGGCGCGCCGCAGCUGCAUCUAGGAGUACUCUACGUCGCCGAACCGCCCCGGCUCAUAGUCUUCCAACAGAAUAACUCGUUAUCUCUCCGACAAUUCUGGAGGACUCUGGCGUCAGCAUGGAACGCCACUACAGUCGUGUGGUCAAACGCGUGGUUCUCGUGUGACAAGGCAGACUUGGGCUGGUGGGGAGGAGUGGCGGCGGCUCGUGGUGCCGGCCCUACGCGAGCCGCCGCGGCUAUAUUCCGGCGAUGGCCCUCGCUGCCGUGCGAGGAAGCCAUGUACGAGUGGUUCGGUGGUCCACCACUUUGUGACCCGGCAACAUCUCUUUGCGAAGCAUUACCAACUGAUGGAUCUACUACAAAGAAACUAGAGUACCGCUGCAAAUGCCGGGACAGCCACUGGCACCCGCUGGGCAGCGAGUGGGUGGGCGAGGCGUCGCUGCGUGCGAGCGGCGCCGCGCUCUCAUGCACGCCGUGCGGCGUUGGCAGCGGCGCCGCGGCCUGUCUAGCUGAUGUAUACCGUGCUGCGUUGCUGGCAGCAAACCUAGCGGGGAUGCUCAUCUGCUUGGUCAUAGGACUCAUCAUCUUUAAGAAGAGAAAAUGCAAAGCAGUCGCAAUGGGAAUGUGGACAGUUUUAGAAGUGGUUCUGCUAGGGGCGCUGUUGAUGUAUGCCUCCGCUGCCUGUCAGUACAUAUCGGAGGCGCAGUGGCGUUGCGUCGCGGGCGCGUGGCUCCGCGAGCUCGGCUUCGUGGCGUGCUACGGGUCGGUGGUGCUGCGGCUUUGGGUGUUACUAGCUGAGUUCCGAACGAGGAAAGCUCAUCGGUGGACGCCCAGGGAUUCUGAGGUGUUGCGGGUAGUCGGCGCCAUGAUUUGCGGCGCGGUGUGCUACCUGGCAGCGUUCACGGCGACGUCUGCGUGCGGCGACGGUAGCGGCUGCGCGCGCGCCGCCUGGCACCACGUCACCGCUGCUGCGGAGUUACUGCUACUGGCUGCGGGCGCGAGGAUAGCCUACGCUGCGAGGAACGCUAAUGUGCCGUUUCAGGAGCGGGGCUGGCUGUCAGCGGCGCUAUGCUGCGAGGGCGUGUGCGGCGCCGGCUGGCGCGCGGCGGCGCUGUGGGGCGUGGCGCCGGAGCGCUCGCCGCUGGCCGCGUCGGCGCGCGCGCACCUGUCCGCCGGCGCCGCGCUCGCCUGCGUCCUGGCGCCGCGCCUGUGGCAUGGCUACCGCGCGCGCUCGCUGGCACAGGAGGUGUCCCGUCGUGGGCCAUCUGAGGGCUUCGGCGUGGAGGGCGAAGAGGAAGCGACUUCUGAGGAGGUGCGCGCAGAACUCAAGCGCUUAUACGUGCAGCUCGAGAUCAUGCGCAGUAAGACGCUGCGCCAAGACAACCCUCACAUCAGCAAGCGGCGCGGCGGCCGCAAACCGCCGCACAGGCGGUUCUCGCUACAGAAAAAGGGCAGUCGCGAAAAGGCGCUGCAGGCGCGGCGAGGCGGCAAAGGCAAGGGCGGCGGCAGCGCCAGCGUGGUGGAGGCCAGCGAGGCGGGCGACGUGUCGCGCACGCCCGAAGACUCCGUGUGCUCGGCCGAGGGGCCCUCGCACUACACCGACGCCGACACGCAGGCCUGAGCCUCGGGGCCCGCGGGGGCCCAUCAUCUACAUCCACUUGACAGUGUUAAAAGGAAACGAAACAGAGGUGCGUCUCCCGUGCGAGGCGAAGUCACUAGUGAAAAUUCACCGGCGGGAGAACCUCGAGACUCUAACUCGGUGUAACGGAUUUGAAAUCACCGCUCGUUCCUGGAGCUCAGUUGAGCGAGCGGACAGAGUAGGUUGUCGUUUUGUAUUUAAAUGCGACUUAUACGGCUAUCUUAACGAAAAAGGGCACAACUAUUUCGACCUGCUCCCACAAUCUGUUACGAAAGGGUUGGAAAUCACUUUCUAUGACAUGCUCCCUAAACAUUGUGUUGUGACCAGCGUUUUAGGACCCUUGACACUGCCUACAUCAAAUAUCGUGUGACAGCGAUGAAUACCUGCCUUUAGAAUAAUAUAAUAAAACAAAUCAUAAUAGCGCACAAUACGUUAAUAUAUUCAUAGUAAGAAAAAAAUAAAUUAAUCCUUAUUGAAUUUAUUCGAGAGAUGUACAAAUUAUUAGAUGUGCCUUUUUGCGUUAUGACGGCAGCAAACAAACUCAACUUUAACGUGUAUCUUGACGUUGAUAGGACUAGGAAGGUAAGAAGUGUUGGCUGCAACUUUAAAGUGCGAGUACCUAUAUCGUCAAGUUAUCUAAGAAUUUUCAUCUUAAACUAUUUACUUUUCAAUACAUACACUCACAAUAUAAUUCUUGUAGAAAGAUUCGGCAAACAGCCUAUAUCCAGAGACGUCCUAUUGUAUACCUUGUCAACUAUCAAGACUUAAAUGCACUACUACUGCAGUUAUUUAAAAUUCGUAUUAUUUUAGUUUGUUCUCUUUAAACAUUGCUGCAUAAAAUCUACUUGUUUAUUUAAUAAAAUUGGGAGAUUAGAAUACUUAAUACUUAAAUAUAUUUGGAGCGUUCGUUAUGUAACAAGAUUUCUAAUCAUACGUGUAAAAAUAUUAGUACAAUAAUUUUAUUUAUUAAGUAUGUCUGUCUAUUCAUAGAAGAUGUAACAUUUUAUACCUGUACCUACUUAGAAAGAGGAGGAUCUUUAAUAUCGGUGAGUGUAUCCUGAAAGUUGUUGUUGCUGUCGAUAUUAUCUAAACUAUGCUUGUUACUUCUAAUUAUACAAGUCCUUGCUAUUCAUAUUAUUAUUCUUUUCAAUUAAUAUUACAAAAAUCUAUGUCAUUUGGAGUUUGGGUAUAGUAAUCUAAUUCAAUGCAAACCGUUAACUUCCGAAAUUAAGACAUGAACUACCUAUCAUCUAGAUCCGAUUCUACGAGUACAGUGGGUAAAUUUUUCAGUUAUCAGCUGACUUACUAUCCGAAGAUUGAAGAAUGAGUUUAUCAUUUCUAUAAAAAAUAUGUCAAAACAACAAUAAAUUCUCUAGAUAAAGGUUAUCAGAUAUUGUAAAAAUUUUCCCAAGUUCAAAUGAGGUGCUUAGGAAUUUAGCUUAUUAAUGCAACAAAUACAUACCUACAUUUAAGUAGUCAAAUAAAUAAAUACACGCCAUUUAUCGGUAUGUUGACUAUUCUUUAGCAGAAUAGUUAUCAAUUGAAACAUUCGAACUUUAAGAGUGUUCUUAGUCGCAUAUAAAUUAACCCAGGACUGCAUAAAUACCAGACCGGGUGUUUCAGAAAGUUACUGUCACGUUUGAGAGAUUAUUCGAAUUUUGCAUGAGAAUUAUUCAAAAGAUGUAAGAUCAUAAUCAAAGGUAGGCACUAUCACCUGAGCUCUGCUCGAAAAAUUUUUUUGAGACACUGUACUCGUAUAAUGGUCGCUAAUCGUGAAGCGUUUAUAGAGCAAUAAACAUCAUCGGUGAUUUAGCAAUGCAAGCUGUAUCUGAUGUGCUACAAAUACCAAAUCCACUACGAGUAUCUCAUCCCUAUAAUCAUUGCAAAAUACCUUAACUUAGAAUCUAAUUAGCUAUCUAUCUUAAUACUCAAAAAGACUAUAAAGUAUGGUUGUAGUUUCUUGAUUCAUAUUCUUAUCACUAGUUAAAGAUAUCGUGCCGGACAAAUCAGUUACCAUGAAAUAACAAUAAUUUUGUAUUUAAAACCGUCAUAUUCAUAUAUUUUGUACUCAGUGCGUUAGUACUGAAUUAUUUACCAGUCGUAUAGUGUCAUUUUGUUACGUUUUGUAAUUUUAUCUAAACAUAAUAUUGUUGUGUACCUUUUCUCUAGUCUUCGAUGAUAGUUGAAAUUGUUAUUAGUUUUGUACCCUAUUUAAUAACGGGUGUUAGUUUUAAGAUUUUGUACAUAGUAGAGCUAAACAUUUUGUAAGUGCAUGUGAGGUGCAUUUUUGUUUAGGUUUAUAAGAGCUGAUUGCUGACUUGUACACGGUCACAUGUUGUUAUUCAAUGGGGAAAAUAGUUCUGAUGAACCGAAACCUUUUCAAUAUUCUGGCUCGUAAAGUGGCCUUUUAUAAUUAUCACCACCACCAGUGCAUUUGGCACUUGUGUCAUAAUGAAAGUAUCAAUCCGCAAAUCCUGAGUUUUGAUAAAUAACAACCACUUGUUAUGGAUAUAUGACUAAAAACAAGCUGUUAUAGGUAAUUGUACAAAAACGCCACAUUUCUACCAAUGUGUAGGAAUUUACAAUAAAUUCAAAAAUAUUUAUAUGUUUUUUAAACAAUUUAUAGAAUAAUUUCUUUUCCCCUUAUUUUUACGCGCAAUGACUGUCAAUGACCAGGGGGCAGUGAGGUCAAGUCAGUGGUCAGCCUUACGUUGAGCUUUAUUCAAUGUUCGCGGCGAGAGCGGCGUUGUGAUGCCCUGAUUAUUAUUGUAAUAAUGACACAAUAUUAUUUAUUGAAUAAAUAAUAAUGUUCUUAA